UAAUAAGUUCCGGGUCAUUAUUGUAAAAGAAAUUGGCGGGUUGUUUUGUGUUGUGGCUUUUACAGGUUCCUAUAAAUCCGCUGAAAUAUAUCCCAACAAACUCUUGUGUGACUCUAGCUGAAAGUGUUUACUAUAACACAUGGAAUUGUUAGUUUCAUAGCUGUUAAAUAUAUGGCGACAAACUCGAGACAACUUCGGGAGCUAAGUUAGCUCACAGGACACUUUGUGGCUAAUUAGCGUCCAGGCUAAAGCUAACGGUGUAGCUGCGGAAUAUCCGUCGGACUGGGCGGACACGUCUCGGGAUAAUGGCGAACCCGGCGUUGUUGCAGAAAACCAAUGGGAAGUAUCUGUGGUUUUGUCUUCUCGGGAUGGGAUUUCAACCAGAGGACGCCGCGAGGAAAACUAACGUGAAUGUUAAGCACAUCAAUCUGGGGCCGAACAUGUUUGACAAACCAAAUAAAGACGCUUUCUACAUAGUGACGCACUUUCUGUUGGAGAAGCUCAACCCAACGCGACUUCACGAAGCCUUCAGAGGCUGCUGGCCAGUUUUAAACCACAAGGCAGAUGCUGAGUUCCGCAAGCUCGCCUGCGCUUGGCUGCGAGAGAUAAUGGAUGAAACUGCAAACGCGGCACCUAAAGUGGCGGCGUCCAUAUUCCUCUCCCCUGGAGGCCCCAAGUUUGUCAGCUUGAUGCUGAAUUUGGCCAAACAUGUGAUGCUGCAGGAAAUGAAAACAUUCACAACAGAUGGCAGCUGGGUGCCUGGAGCCGCGGCGUCGCCUGCGUCCUCCCUGGACGUGGCAGUGAAGAGGCUCGACCUGGUCGGUGCCAGGUUUGUGAAAGCUGCAGUGGCGCAAGAUCGAUUUCUCCACGAGUACCAGAGACGAGCCCAGCUGCUGGUGAAGUCAGUGAGGGAUAUAAGAGCAGAGAUUGCUAAUUAUGAUGAGCUUCUCAAGCGACACAGCAGCGAUUUUGUAUCAGCUGGUACAUCUCUACCAGAGAAGACUAAAUUGGUGCGCUCAUUGUGGUCAGCCAUCGAUGAAAUGUUGUCGACCACUAAAGAAAACCAGAAUGCAGUGGAAAGUGUCUUGAAAGGGGAUGUAGACCAGUUUGUCCUGGAUGGGACAGACUGUGGCCUGAAAAUUCCCCAGCGUCUGCUGCAGAGAAUUGAACAGCUCCCACACCAGUUGAGUUCAGGGAACGUGUAUGAGGCUGGCCAGCUCAACCUACUGUCUGUGUUGGAGCUGACGAACCUUGCACUGCAGCUCCUGAGAGAAGAGCGCUGUAAAGUCUCUCAGGUUCCCAAACGCCAGCUCAGUCCACAACACCUGCAAGAGAAGCGUCAGCAGAUGGCCCGUGUGCUACCGGACCUCCACCUCAUGAGACAGAAGAUAUCCAGGGAAGAAAUGCCUGCGAUUAAGACAGCUAUGAGGGAGUUGGAGGCUGAUUGGGACAGGAAGUGGAUGGAUGCUCUGAAAGACACACCCCUAGUCUCUUUUCUCAAUGAAGAUUCUGUUCUUGGCUUCUUGUCACCAAUGGCUCCACUCUCAUUCGAACCAGCUGCUGAAACUACUUACAAAAGUAGUGUAUUUUCUCAGUACCCAGCUAAGCUUCCUGAUGGAAAACCAGUGGUUAAUAAAUCACAGGAAGGAGGCAGUCCUAGUUUUUCUAAACUGAAGAGCUCUUUGCCUGCAACGGUUGAAAGAGCUGAAAAUUCACUUGUCACAACUCGGCCAGCAUCACAAGCAAAUACUUCUCUUGACUGGCUUUUUGACACACCACCUUCCCCUCCGAGGACUCAGCCUGCCCCGCCACCUCAGGCCAGUGUGAGGAAGACGACUCCCAUUCAUUCUGUGUCUGUGAAAACCAAGACGCAGAUAUUAAACAUGGAGUGCGACAACCUUGCUGAUCAGUUCGCAGCUGCUGUAACUACAACCAGUCCUGUAGAAGGCAGGCUCAAAGACGCGGACUUGGAAGGCCUGCUCAGCACGCUUCAAGGAGACCCCUUCUCUACCAGAAAGCAGCUGCCACGUACCCCGGAGAGCCUGAUUAUGGAUGUAAAAAGCUCCUGGAGGAAGGCAAUUAAAGAAGAUCAAGCAGAGAAAAUUCGUCAGUCAUUAAAGUACGACGACAGUAUAACUGGGCGUCUCUCACCCCUCGAGGAGCCGCGUGAUCUGCUGCUGAGCCCCGAUCCCUCCUUCCAGAAUGUUCCCUUCAGCGACACUCCUGUCUGCCACAAGGAGGAUUUACUCAAAUCCACUCUGUCGUGGGACAAUUUCAACAGCGAGGUUCCAGACAGCUCGAUCGGCACAGGCAGCAGUGAGGUCUACUUCAGUCUUGAACACGAAACUCUCCCUGAAUUGCCAAGCUGCGACAGUCUACUGAGCUCCGACGACGAUGAAGCCGAGGACUCGAAGAGUGAAGUGGAGUUUGUCGUGCCGUCACUAAAGACUGGAGCAAAGCGGUCGCCCUUAAUCACUCCUCAUAUUGGUCAGAUAGAUUUUCUAGAUGGAUUUUCAAUAGAAGACCGGAACAAGACGCCUGAAUGCCUUUUGUCAGCUCAGUCGGUUUCUGGUCUGAGCAAGCAAUGGCCAAAGGAGCCUGUAACUCCAGUGGAAGCCUUGGACAAGGUCUUCUCACUGGACCUAGAUGCCCUUGGGACAUACUCGCCCCCAGAGAAACAGGUUUACAGCCUGCCGAGCCUGAUUACAUUCUCUCCAAUUGAUGACAUGAAGCAUUAACUGUGUUCAUGUAGAAACCACAAGCUAAUAUUUGUACAUAGCUGUAAAUUUACCUGAAUCCGUCAUGCUUUCAUUCAAAAGACUGCAAUGUAAUCUGAUGAAUAAAUGUGUAAAAUGUUUUUCUUGUUUGUAAAUUGUAUACUAACAUUAAACAAAACCAGACUGUA
This is a messenger RNA of Betta splendens (Siamese fighting fish), 2905 nucleotides long. It is a transcript of the gene haus6, whose product is annotated as HAUS augmin-like complex, subunit 6. Gene Ontology annotation, biological process: spindle assembly. Bases 306 to 2738 code for a protein of 810 amino acids. NCBI's taxonomy places the organism in Eukaryota, Metazoa, Chordata, Actinopteri, Anabantiformes, Osphronemidae. The transcript has 16 exons. Gene Ontology annotation, cellular component: mitotic spindle microtubule; HAUS complex. The record is from RefSeq and is a predicted model, not a curated record. Gene Ontology annotation, molecular function: microtubule binding.